Striga asiatica is the source of this 975-nucleotide messenger RNA. The record is from the annotation of a GenBank genome assembly. NCBI's taxonomy places the organism in Eukaryota, Viridiplantae, Streptophyta, Magnoliopsida, Lamiales, Orobanchaceae.
AUGGGCUCUCAUCCUCAUGUGGUGGAAGAUAUCUGGGGCUUCCUCCAGCUCUUCAGCGACGGCUCCAUUUUCCGGCGGCGCGAAAACAUUAACUUUUCCAUCGAGGUCCAGGACGACGGCGCCGUCGUCUGGACGGACCUCCCGUACGACGAAGAGCACGGCCUCUGCCUCCGCAUCUACAAGCCCCGCUCGCCGCCGCCGGCCUCCCUCCCAGUCAUCUUAUUCUUCCGCGGCGGCGGAUUCUGCCUCGGCGACCGGACUUGGCCGGACGCCCACAAAAGCUGCCUCCAGCUGGCGUCGGGGCUGGGGGCAGUGGUGGUGUCGCCGGACUACCGCCUCGCGCCGGAGAACAGACUCCCGGCCGCCGUGGAGGACGCCCGGAGGUCCGUGGUGUGGCUGAGGGAGCAGGCGGUGGGGGCCGACGGCGGGUGGCUGCGGCCGGGGGAGGUGGACUUCGGGAGGGUGUUCGUGGUGGGGGACUCCUCCGGCGGGAACCUGGCACAUCAGCUGGCGGUGGAGCUCCGGCGGGGGUCGCCGGGGAUGGAGCCGAUGUCGGUGAGGGGGUACGUGCUGAUGGCGCCGUUUUUCGGCGGGACAACAAGGACAAAAUUUUGGAGGCUAUCGCUGCCGAUUGGUAGUAAUGCAGACCAUCCAUGGGCCAAUCCAUUUGGGCCGUCAAGCCCAAAUCUGGAAUCAGUAGAACUUGACCCAAUACUGGUGCUAGUGGGCGGGUGUGAAGUGAUGAAGGACAGAGUUGAAGACUACUACAAAAGAUUGAAAGCUAUGGGAAAAGAAAUCGAGUACGUUGAGUAUGAAGGGCAGGAACACGGUUUUCUCUACAUUCAACCUUUUUCUGAAAUGGCCAACAAAGUUAUACAAGAUAUUAAUCGAUUUAUACAAAAAAAUUCCAUCUAAUAAUAUAGUUUCAUUCUCAUUUUAUGCUCUUUUUUAUUUCGUAAUCUGCAAAAAANAAAA